GCAGGUUGUGUGAAGCUUUAAACUGAUUUCGAUUGCCAGUCGGGUGUUCGGAUCUGCAGUUCGAGGUUUUAGUCGACAAAUGGCUGCUCUUCCGGAAGUUGUGUUCGUUUUGGGGGGUCCUGGUUCCGGCAAGGGAACGCAAUGUUCCAAGAUCAUAAAAGAGUUUGAAUUUGUGCAUCUUUCUGCCGGUGAUCUGUUGAGAGAUGAACAAGCUAACAAAGAGUCUGAAGUUGGCCAGUUGAUUGAGUAUCACAUUGUGAAUGGAACUAUUGUGCCAGUGGAAAUAACUUGCGAGCUGCUUCAUAAGGCGAUGAAGGCAAGUGGAAAGCAUAAGUUCCUGAUUGACGGAUUUCCGCGUAAUGAGGACAAUUUGUCGGGUUGGACUAAAAAUAUGGCCGACAAGACGGUUGUGAAGCUGGUGCUGUGUAUGGAUUGUUCAGAUGACAUCUGCAUCGAGCGUUGUAUGGGGAGAGGUGCUGCUGGAUCGGGUCGCAGCGACGAUAACUUGACCUCUUUGAAGAAACGUCUGGUCACCUUCAGGUCAGCGACGUUGCCCAUAGUGGAGCAUUACGAUAAAUUAGGCCUUUUGCGUAGGAUCAACGCCGAACGACCUGCGGAACAAGUUGUAUUUGCGUUGCUGUGUUACUUCGGUGUGAUGAUUGUGACUGUGCAGCCGUUUUUGGAGCCCCGGGGUUUCAUCAGGGCCCUGGAAUUCAUUUUCGCCAUAGCUGCAUUUGCUUCCGUAACGAACUUCGUUGGAUCCAUUGGCUUCGAUUAUGACUGCGGUACUGGGAAAACGGAAGCUGUCAGACUCACUGUUCCGUAUCCAUUUCACUUGGGAUCUCAUUCUGAAAAUAAAAUCCUGUGCGGAGCGACUAAGCCGACCAAGUUCACGUUCUUUGGAGACUAUUCUUCGGAUGCGCAGUUUUUCGUCGGCACUGGCGUCCUUUCCAUGUUGUGGGCAAUGAUCACGGUCGCUGUUUAUUUGUUGGGCGAGCAAAACUAUCGGCUGGACAAGCGUCUUCGAUAUGUGGAUUUUGGACUUACUCUGGUUCUCGCUACUUUCUGGUUAGCCGGCAGUGGAGCUUGGGCCAAUGGUCUCAGUGGUUUGAAGCAUGAAACUGAUCCAGUGGAAUAUAUCAGAACCCCGCAGUUUCUCUAUGGUUUGGACAUGGCGAAGCUUCACAAUCCUCGGAGUGGAUCAUUCGCAGCCCUCACAAUCUCAGUCCUCCUUGGCUUCCUGAACUUCAUCAUGUGGACAGGAAACACGUGGUUUUUGUACAAAGAGCUAAAAGACGAACAGGGCGAAAAUGGCGUGCCGAAUCAAAGCGUUCCUGCGGCCGCCGGACCGUGAGAUCGUUAUUUAUGUUUUUGUUCCAUCGAGGAACGAUUAAAAAAAAAGAAAAAAAUAACUUAUUCGUCCAUUUUAUCAAGGUUUUAAAUUGUUUGUUUCCCGCGAGAGAAGAAUAUUUCCUACCUGUGGCCUUUUUUUUAUACGCUAUUUCUGUUGAUCUGAUGUUUGUUGUUAUUGCUGCUGCCUAAAAUUGUGCCUAUCGGAGAUUCGUAUCUUAAUCGAGCUUUUAUUUUGAUUGUUGUAAUGAUUCAGCACGCAUUCCGAGAACUCCUUGUGUUCAUGUUCCUGUGCGGAAGUAUGUGCUCAUGGAUCAGUGUAAGAAUUCGUGUGAAAUCGAGUUUUUUGAUGUGCCUUAUCACAGUCUUCCGAAUACAGAUACUGUACUUAACAUUACUUGAAUGUGCUGAUCGGAAAUGAAAGAAAGAGAGCAGAAA
This is a messenger RNA of Notodromas monacha, 1788 nucleotides long. NCBI's taxonomy places the organism in Eukaryota, Metazoa, Arthropoda, Ostracoda, Podocopida, Cyprididae. The record is from the annotation of a GenBank genome assembly.